This is a messenger RNA of Capronia coronata CBS 617.96, 489 nucleotides long. RefSeq lists its product as uncharacterized. The record is from RefSeq and is a predicted model, not a curated record. The transcript is spliced from 3 exons. Lineage: Eukaryota; Fungi; Ascomycota; Eurotiomycetes; Chaetothyriales; Herpotrichiellaceae. The coding region runs from base 1 to 489 and encodes 162 amino acids.
AUGUUGACAUUGGGAACCCUCCUUCUGGGCCUCACGUUCGUCGCGUGCGCGGUUGGCCAGACAAAGAUCGCAUUCACCUCCGUACCUGCUAUCGCGGUGGCCGGCGAGUCGUACAACAUCACAUGGGGAGGUGGUGAUGGCUCACCCGUCACAGUCACUCUUCGAGAAGGGGACCCAGAUGAUCUCAAGACUGUUACUACCCUUGCGGACGGAGUGACAGAUGAGUUCUUCCUCUGGGAUGUGUCAGAGUCACUCGCUGCUGCUUCGGACUAUGCCCUCCAAAUCACCCAGGGUCAGGACGACAUCAACUACAGCGGCCUCUUCUCCAGCACCGGAGGCAGUAGCACACCAAGAAACUCGUCCACGAGCGCGACGACGACGACAGCAGCAGUAGUAGCGGGCAAUUCUACCUCCAGCGCGACAGACGUCGGCACAUAUGCUUCGGCUGGGACAGGUACUGCGCUGCCUCGAAACACCACAUUCAGGUAA